Molecule: messenger RNA, 627 nt
Organism: Dibothriocephalus latus
Lineage: Eukaryota; Metazoa; Platyhelminthes; Cestoda; Diphyllobothriidea; Diphyllobothriidae
Source: the annotation of a GenBank genome assembly
ACCCUUAGCAUCAUCCUCAUGGCUAAUAGGAUAGUACGACGGUAUGAAAAUGAUGAGAAUGAAUUAGAAAAACCGGAUCCAAUUGAUAGUGUCGUAAAUCCACAUGAGGAUGACGAAAACCAAGAAGAAGACGGCGAAGAAGGAGAGGGAGGAGUAGAAGACGAAGGCGGAGGAGGAGAAAGAGAAGGAGGGGAAUUUGAAGAAGGGAGAGAAGGGGGUGAAAGAGGGGAUGGCAAUGAAGAGAUUGAGGAAGAGGAGGAAGAGGAAAAGCCGGAAAUCGACUAUGACAAACCAUGCUGUAGAUGUUGCUGUUGUUACUUUUUCCGACGGAGACCUCAAAACGAUACCAGCGAUAAGGAGAUGGUGAUGACGGAGAACCGUCAUCCAGCGUAUGAGGCCAAGGCUUCCAGAAUGGCCCAACUACUCUACUUCAAGGAUGACGUCGAAGCGGAAAGUCGCAAAGCCAGGAUUCAGAUGGAUCUGGUGGAUUUACAAAGGCCGGAAGUACCAAUGAGCUUUAGGCUUUAUGACUUUGCGAAGCCGGCCUCCGAGGACUACAUUCUCCAUUGUCUGCGACAAGAGGCACGAAUUGCGUUGUGCUCAACCCUAGAAAGUUUUAAGGAGUGA